AGUAUUUGAUUAAAUGCAUUAAAUAUUAUUUAUUAAUAUAAACUAUAGGGAGAAUUAUCAAUUCGAACAAAUGUCUCCGUCCAUGUCCAGAUAUAAUCUAAAUCUAUGUUCCCUGACAGACAAAGUCCAGACUUUGGCUCUGGUUUUUGCUGCCUUUUAAUCUCUUGUUUUUCUCAUGAAACCAGACUAAAAAUCAAUAUAUACUUCACCGUUACGUAUAAUCCCGUCAGUUCUUUUGGAGGAAAGAAAAAACCCGUCUUCAGGAAUUAUCAGUAAAUUCAAAUUUACGAAACAUGGAAAGCUUCAAAAUUUGGUGGCAUAUCACAAGGGUUUGAUUACUUUUUAGGGUCUGUGUUAUUGGUAGAAUGUUGGUGCUAAACAUGAAUUCGAAAAGACAGAGGCGCCCAAAUGUUAGAUUGGGAGAGAUAGGAGAUGUUUCUGCAGCUUUUGCAUGUGGGGUUUCUCAGAAAACUGCGGGUGAUUUGGGGCAUAAGAGGUGGAAACCUAAUUUUACAUACCCUAUUGAAAAUGAGCUUGAUAUAGGUUCAUCUAGACAAAAAUCCUCUGAGUUUUUAGUUUCUGAUCCGGGUGUGUCUCCAAGGGCUUCAGCUGAUUUGCAACAGAACAGAGAGAAUAAGAAUCCGAAUUCAUUGAAACAGGGUUCUGAUUUUGUUGGUUCAGAUGAUAUGACUAACUCCAAUUUGAAUUUUGGGACGAUAACCCGGAAGAGCAGGGUCAUGAGGCGGAAGGGUCGGAGUUCUGUGAGCAAUAGUGUGUUUGGUGGCGCAUGGAGUUCUAAAGUUAGCCCUCGAUUCAGCAGUGAAGAUGGGAAAGCAAGUGGUGAUAAAGAAUUUGCUGGAUUCACAUUGGACGGAUUUGGUGAUAAUGGAUUUAAGGAAUUAUCAGAUCAUGAAACACCAGCUACGAGUAAAGAGGCUUGUGAAUAUGAUGUGGAUGAAACUGGUUAUGAUGUCUGGCAACAGGGUUAUGCCAGUAAUUGUUGGAAGGAAAAAUUUUGUUAUGAAGCAAACAAUAAGCUUCUUAAAUAUGGACAAGGAUCAGAGGAAACAAGAUCCGAAGGUAGUGAUGUAAAUAACGUUAGGAGAUGGUUGAAGGACCAAGGUUUUGGCAAGUACGCUGGCAUAUUUGAGAUGCAUGAAGUGGAUGAGGAAGCGUUGCCUCUGCUUACACUGGAAGAUCUCAAAGAAAUUGGUGUAUAUGCUGUUGGACCUCGGAGGAAGUUGUACUCUGCAAUACAGCAACUGAAAAGAGAAGAAACCUCUGCUUGAAAAGUUAAUCGAUAAUGCUGGUAUCUUUUUGUUCUUGCUUCUAGAAGCUGUUUUGUGCUGGAAAAGUCACAGACAUGUAUGUAACUUUUUUGGAAUUUCUCUAACAUGAUCUUUUUUGUUUUACCUUGUUUGUCAAUGAGAUCAAUACUUGCAUCGUACCCCUUUGUACGUUUCAGACGGUUUUGUUUUUCUUGUGUUUUAUUUCAUCUUACUCAAAGGUUUGGAUAUCUCAAAUUUUGCCGCUGAAUGACAAAUGCUGCUGGAAAUAAAA
This is a messenger RNA of Carica papaya (papaya), 1560 nucleotides long. RefSeq lists its product as uncharacterized. Gene Ontology annotation, molecular function: protein binding. Lineage: Eukaryota; Viridiplantae; Streptophyta; Magnoliopsida; Brassicales; Caricaceae. The record is from RefSeq and is a predicted model, not a curated record.